AUGUCUUCUUUUUCAACAGAACCAGUUCGAGACCCUCUCAAAAAGGCAUGGAAAACCCUUCUCAUCCCCACCAUCAAACCAAGCGAUUUUCUCUCUCUCUUCCGCAAAACGGGUCUUGUCAUAUCCACCUUCCUCUUCAUCUCCCUUUUCUUCUACCUCUCUCUCUCUCUCUCCCUCUCAACAAGCGACUCUCCCCAUACCCUUUCCCUCUUCUAUUACGACCCCACAAACUUUAAAGACAUAGUUUACGGCCGCUCCGGCGGCGGCGGUGAAGAACCUACCAAUAUUUCCCACAUCUUGUUCGGAAUUGGCGGCUCUGCCGUCACCUGGCACAAGCGCCGCCAUUACAGCGAGCUCUGGUGGCAGCCAGGGGUCACAAGAGGCUUCGUUUGGUUGGAGCAAAAACCGCCAGAAAACGAGACGUGGCCUGAGAAUUCGCCUCCGUACAGGGUCUCCGGCGAUACGUCGUCGUUCAAGUACACGUGCUGGUACGGUUCACGGUCGGCGAUUCGCAUAGCGCGCAUUGUUAAAGAGAGCUUCGAGCUAGGGUUGGAUAACGUGAGGUGGUUCGUGAUGGGUGAUGAUGACACUGUUUUCUUCCCCGACAACCUCGUUACGGUGUUGUCGAAAUAUGAUCACAAUCAAAUGUACUAUGUUGGUGGGAAUUCUGAGAGUGUGGAACAGGAUGUCAUACACUUUUACACCAUGGCCUAUGGCGGCGGCGGGUUUGCCAUAAGCUACCCUUUGGCGGCGGAGCUGGUGAAGAUUUUGGAUGGUUGCAUUGAUCGAUAUGCUCAAUUCUAUGGGUCUGAUCAAAAAAUUCAGAGUUGCAUAAGUGAGAUUGGUGUUCAGAUCACCAAAGAGCUUGGUUUUCAUCAGGUUGAUAUACGUGGCAACCCAUAUGGGUUAUUGGCGGCGCACCCUGUAGCACCGUUGGUAUCGUUGCACCACUUGGACUAUGUGGACCCAAUGUUCCCAAACAUGAACCGGGUUGACUCCGCUAAAAAGUUGGUCACGGCCGCCUAUAAAACGGAUCCGGGUCGGACCUUGCAGCGGAGUUUCUGUUACGAUCUUCGGAGGAAUUGGUCGGUCUCGGUGUCGUGGGGCUACAGCGUCGAGUUGUAUCCUUUCCUACCCACGGCCAAAGAGCUUGAAACGACGUUCGGCACGUUCAAGACGUGGCGGAGCUGGAAAAAUGGCCCGUUUACGUUCAACACCCGACCCGUGAGAAAUGACCCGUGUGAGAAGCCCCUCGUCUAUUUCCUGGACCGGGUUGAUAAUGUGGGCGGGGGACAGACCCGAUCCAGAUACAGAAGAUACGUCGACGUUUCGGGAAAAGAAUGUGAGGGCGUUGAGUACACGACGGCCUUAGCCGUUCCAUACGUCGACGUUUAUGCGUCUCACUUUAUGCAACAUUUGUGGAAAAAGGCCCCACGUAGACAAUGCUGCGAGAUAAUCAACGGUGGAGAUGGGGUGAACGAUGUGAUCGAGGUCAAGAUCAGAGGGUGUAAUCGGUUUGAGAGUGUGACUCCUCCGUAGUCAACUUGGAACACGUGGAAGGAAAUGCAUUGAGAGUUAAAUCUCUCGUGAAUUGAAGACUGAAGAAUGAUGAAGCAGGCACGCGGCAAUACGACAAUGCGUUGAGGCUAUGAAGUUCAUGUUUAGCAGACUAAACGGAGAGAUGUUAAUACGUAUCUCAACUACUUUACUCGAUGUGUGCACAUGUAUAAAGAGAGACAGUCAGAUAGAGAUUUCCU
Molecule: messenger RNA, 1757 nt
Organism: Gastrolobium bilobum
Lineage: Eukaryota; Viridiplantae; Streptophyta; Magnoliopsida; Fabales; Fabaceae
Exons: 3
Coding region: 1-1539 (512 amino acids)
Molecular function (GO): acetylglucosaminyltransferase activity
Source: RefSeq, a predicted model, not a curated record